GGGGGUUCUCUUGAUUGAUCUUCUACGCCGCCAAGCGGACAACAAUCCUAUUCGCGCUCCAAUUCAGUUGAUUUACAGACAUGAGGCAAGUCGCGGGAUUCCGCCACGGUGUACUCUGACUGGCAUCGGCAAGGGAUGGCCACUGGAUGAAGUGGGCUAACAUGAGUCCCCUGUUUGUAACCGUUGUGAGUGUGCUGUUUGCUUUGUCCGUUUCGGGAUCUCUGGGCAGCGACACUUCCUCGUUUAUCCAGCCGUUCAAUGACUGUAUUCACAGCAGAGGGAAGGCCGGAUUCUACCAAGGCUCCGUGGAUGUUACUGAGUCAGGGGGGAAAUGCAUGAACUGGAGCGAGGUACCCGGAGUUACCAGUCGGUAUCCGGGCAAAGGUCUUGGAGACCACAAUUUCUGUCGAAACCCAGACGGCAGGAUUCGACCAUGGUGCUUCUUCAGAAACGAGAGAGGAAGAAUAGAUUGGGGUUACUGCGACUGUAAACAAGGCUCGAUGCGUCUGCAAGGCGGCAGGUCUCGUCUGGAGGGUGCGGUGGAGGUGUAUCUGAAUGGAGUGUGGGGUUCCAUUUGCAGUAACAGCUGGGAUGACCGGGAUGCAGCCGUGGUCUGCAAACAGCUGGGCCAGGGCUUUAAGGGGAGUGCUCGAGUGAGUGCUCUCUCACGGCUGGGCUUCUCCACGGUGCACUGGCAGGCAGUGGAAUGUUCCGGAGAGGAGGGGGACCUUCUUCAGUGCCCAAAGACCGUGUGGAAUGGAGGCCAGUGCAGCCAGAGACAGGCUGCAGCAGUCACCUGCAGGCCACAGGAGGAGGAUGCUGGGUUUGUGCCCGUGCGUCUGUCUGGUGGCAGCUCCCAGUAUGAGGGUCGGGUGGAGGUGUACCACAGCGGCCAGUGGGGCACAAUCUGUGAUGACCAGUGGGAUGACAGUGACGCCGAGGUGGUGUGCAGACAACUGGGCCUUGGAGGUAUGGCACGUGCGUGGGUGGGGGCGUUCUUCGGGCCAGGCUCUGGCUCAGUGGUGCUGGAUGAGGUGCGCUGUACGGGGAACGAGCUCUCCAUCGAGCAGUGCCCCAAAAAUGCCUGGGGGGAACACAACUGCGCCCACACUGAGGAUGCAGGUGUGGCCUGCACCCCCCUCACAGACGGCUCAGUGCGUCUGGUGGGAGGUGCGGGGGGCUUCGAAGGCAGGCUGGAGGUGUAUUAUGGGGGCAAGUGGGGCACAGUAUGUGAUGACGGCUGGACUGACACAAACUCACAGGUGGUCUGCAGGCAACUGGGCUACAGGUCUGGGGAGAGUGUGUCCUCGGUGAGGUUUGGUGAGUCUUUGGGACCCAUCCUGCUGGAUGACGUGAGCUGCUCAGGGAAGGAGCCGGCCAUCACCCACUGCACAAAGAAAGAGUGGCUCAAACACGACUGCACACACACUGAGGACGUAGCCAUUAGCUGCAACCCAGAACGCACUGGACCUGGAGUGCCUACUAGUUUGCCAAUUCGCCUGGUCGGCGGUGAGAACACACAUGAGGGCCGGGUGGAGAUCCUGGUGGGCAGCCAAUGGGGGACCAUCUGUGAUGAUGGCUGGACAGAUAGAGACGCUGAGGUGGUGUGCAGGCAACUUGGCUACAGUGGUCUGGCUAAGGCUCGCAACAUGGCAUACUUUGGUGAGGGCCAAGGACCCAUCCAUGUGGACAACAUCAAAUGUACGGGUGUGGAGAGAUCCCUCUCUGACUGCAUCAAGCAACCCUUCGGCAUGCACAACUGUCGCCACAGUGAAGACGCUGGAGUCAUCUGUAACUAUGGACAACAGCAUGAUGGAGUCCUGUCGGAAGCAAAGGAGGCUGCCGUGUGUGGUCUCCGGCCAGCACAUACCCGCCAGAAGAGGAUCAUCGGAGGGCAGAACUCCUUAAGGGGCGGCUGGCCGUGGCAGGCUGCUAUCCGUCUGCGUGGCUCUCAGUCAGAUGGACGACUUGUUUGUGGAGCUACUCUCAUCAACAGCUGCUGGGCACUGACUGCUGCACACUGCUUUAAGAGGUAUGGAAACAGCAGUAGGCUGUAUAAGGUGCGCGUUGGGGAUUAUCACACGCUGGUGCCUGAGGACUUUGAAGAAGAGUACGCCGUGGAAAAGAUCGUCCUGCAUGGGCGCUACCACUCCCAUGGCAACGAUUAUGACCUGGCAUUGGUGCGGAUGUCAGGGCGGGGCGGAGCCUGUGUGUCACUCAGUCACCAUGUCCUACCUGUCUGUCUGCCUGCGCGGAGAGAGAGGGCACCCAGGGGCACUGGAAACUGCUACAUCACCGGUUGGGGCGACACAGGUCGAGCUUACUCCAAGACCCUGCAGCAGGCAGCCAUUUCUGUGCUCGGCAAGCGCGAGUGUGAGCUCCAUUUUGCCGGAACCUUCAACAAGCGCAUGUUGUGUGCCGGGGCCCCAUCCGAUGACCAUCGCCGUGUUGACAGUUGCCGUGGAGAUAGUGGAGGACCGCUGGUGUGUGAGCGACCAGCAGGGGGAGGGUGGGUCAUCUACGGUGUGACAUCAUGGGGUCAUGCGUGCCGUCUCCAUGACUCACCUGGCGUCUACACCAAAGUCUCUGCCUUCCUGCCCUGGAUCAAGAAGGUCACUGGCCAAUAGGAGGCCCCUUCAUGCCCUGGAUCAAGAAGGUCACUGGCCAAUAGGAGGCCUGCAUGACCAGAGGACGAACCAUGAGGACGAACCUGGCGAAUGAGACAGAUUCUUCUUUUCUGUCUAUCAUUCAGAUGCCCAGAUGUCACAGUGACAUGUUUGUCUGAUACAGUGAUGUGUAGAAAUGUAUGUGUAUGGUGUGUAUGUGUAAGGUGUGUGUGUGUGUGUGCGCGUGUGUGUUUUGUGUGUGUGUGUGUGUCUAUGUAUUUCAGUGAUGGUUUUAUUACUGAUAUGUGUCUCAGCACUUCUUGGUUGUAAGGGACCACUAGAAAGGGUAGAGGAGGUCGUGAAGCACAGCUUUUUAUAAACGUACUAGACAUCUUCAGUCAGACUACUGGGGAUUCCUCUCCACAGCACUAAAAGCCACUACAUACACAGGUAAAGACAGUCUUAACUCUUAUGAAGUCAAACAAUUGCACUAAAAGCCUCAGUGUGUGACCAGUGAUGUCUACAGCUAUUAUGACAUUGACCCUUGACCCCGGUAAUAAAUGGAUAGCUCUCUCUUGUAUCUCCAUUAACCUGGUAUUAUUAUGUGUUUGCUAUCAUGUGUAAUGUGUAGAAUUACCUGUUAUGUUAUAUUAUAUUCUCUAGCCAGUCUCGUGUUUCACCUAUGGGAAUGUGUAUUCAAUGUGUCGUUGCCUUAGACAUGUCAGAUAUGUUCACCUCCUGUUUCCACAAACUGUCGCCAAACCAGUCGCUGUUUCAUUUACGAGUGGAGUAGUUUAUCCCACUGAGGUUCACUGCCCCCUGUCUUAAUAAUACAAGUAAUUUUCUUUGUAUAAAUCUA
Molecule: messenger RNA, 3465 nt
Organism: Clupea harengus (Atlantic herring)
Lineage: Eukaryota; Metazoa; Chordata; Actinopteri; Clupeiformes; Clupeidae
Gene: prss12
Product: serine protease 12
Biological process (GO): proteolysis
Cellular component (GO): membrane
Molecular function (GO): serine-type endopeptidase activity
Source: RefSeq, a predicted model, not a curated record